UUCACACCCUCUCCCUUUCCCGCCCCUCUCCCUCCCCUACAAAUUCUUCUCCCCCCCCCUCCUUAACCCUAUCUUCCAUCACUCUCUCUCUCUCUCUUGAUCGAUCCUCCACAAUCUAGAGAGACCAUGAAAGAAAUCUCUAAAUCUCCUGCGAGAAGAAACAACGACGGAUUCCACCGCUACUUAAAACCAGGGGCCCUCGCUCAGAUCCGAAACUCCAGAAUCAACUCCAGAUCAACCUCUCUCGUAUCUCUCACCCCAUCGCCGCCUCCGAUAGAUCCCCCGUCGUCCCCGUCCGCGGCGAACAAUCUGACGGUGGAUCAGGUGCCGCAUCUCCUGAGGAAGAUCUACGGCCCGUACAGUUUCCAGAGGAAGAAACUGGGCGCUGCUAGGCCGAUGAUGAUGAUGAUGAUGGCGAAUCUGAACAAUCCUAUUAUUGAAUCCAGCGGCGGAAGCGGCAGUGAUGUAAUUGCUCAUUGAAAUUUAAAACUUUGUAUAAUUAAUUAAAAUUCCUAUUUGUGUAAGGCGCUUGUGUUACUUACAAUUGGGGGAAUAAUGUUUGAUACUCCGUUAAGACUUUAUUAUAUAUAUAUAUGCAUCAUCUGUUUGUCAUUUAA
This is a messenger RNA of Brassica rapa (field mustard), 617 nucleotides long. RefSeq lists its product as uncharacterized. The record is from RefSeq and is a predicted model, not a curated record. NCBI's taxonomy places the organism in Eukaryota, Viridiplantae, Streptophyta, Magnoliopsida, Brassicales, Brassicaceae.